Messenger RNA from Pelmatolapia mariae (spotted tilapia), 2824 nucleotides. RefSeq names its product coenzyme Q-binding protein COQ10 homolog, mitochondrial. The coding region runs from base 75 to 779 and encodes 234 amino acids. NCBI's taxonomy places the organism in Eukaryota, Metazoa, Chordata, Actinopteri, Cichliformes, Cichlidae. The record is from RefSeq and is a predicted model, not a curated record. Gene Ontology annotation, cellular component: mitochondrion. Gene Ontology annotation, molecular function: ubiquinone binding. The transcript has 5 exons. Gene Ontology annotation, biological process: cellular respiration; ubiquinone biosynthetic process.
AUUCGGAACAAAGCCCGGUUACUACAGCUGGUUUGAACACUUUAGUACGCGUCACCACCAAACUAGGGGGAAAAAUGACCAACAAGACGACUCCUGUUCUCCUCAAAGCGCUGCUGGAGCUAUCUGAAGCCCACUCUUCAAAGGUUGUCCGGGGAAACACUAAAAGAGCAAAUUUCAGGGUCUUAAGUUCUUGUGGGAUCCUGGAAGCAAGAAGGGCAAGCCUCCAGUUCUGCCCCAGUACCUGUGUAAGCACACCAAGCCGAAGCUUCAUUAACCUGGCAGCUCCCAUCAGUAACCGCAGGAUGGAGUACACUGAGUGUCGGACAUUGGGGUAUACUCCAGAGCAGAUGUACAGUGUGGUGGCCAGUGUGGACCAGUAUCAGCACUUUGUUCCCUGGUGCAAGAAGUCUCGGGUCAUGAGGGGGCGAAACGGUGGCCUCCAGGCAGAGCUAGAAAUCGGUUUCCCCCCUCUUGUUGAGCGAUACAUCUCUGAGGUCACUAUUGUUCCAAACUACCAAGUCAGGGCUGUAUGUACUGAUGGAUCCCUCUUCAGCCAUCUUGAAACAAUAUGGAGGUUUUCCCCUGGAGACAGAAACGCAGCAGACUCGUGCAAAGUGGAAUUCUAUGUAUCAUUUGAGUUCAAAUCUCUUCUGCACUCUCAGCUUGCCAGCGUCUUCUUCGAUGAAGUGGUUAAGCAGAUGGUUGGUGCCUUUGAGUCACGGGCAGCAAAACUUUACACAAACCAGGAGGAGGUACCGCUGAGGAGGCGGUCGGCAUGAGGCGACACCUUUGACCUUUCAUCCAUCCAGGUGCUUUUGGAACCCUGCCAGCCCACUGUUUUACCUGCUAUUGACUCUUACACAGGAGACUGGAUCUUCUCUUUGCACCCAUAGUAUAUUUUUGAAUUAACACGCACAUGGAAUACACUUAAAGCUAUUUAUUUGUAAAGCACAAGCUGAUUUCUUUACCUUGCCCUACAUUUAUUUAUUUUUGUGGAUUCAAAUAAAGUUAUGGUUUUAAGGACACUUUGAAAAUUGUUAAUGUUCUGAAAAGUGACUGCUACUGAAAGCUCAAAUAUGGUUGAAGACCUUGUCCUAUGCAGUAUUUAUCAGUGGAAUUAAAAUGUCUUGUUUUUGGUAAACUCUCUGCUCUGUUUGUGUCAUUUGUAGCAUUUAGAUUGUCUUAAUGUUUCCAUGUACUGAGCAACAUCUGCAAGAAAAGAUUUCCAGUGUAGCAGACUAGUAACUGCUUACUCCUCAUGUUUGGGUAAGCGUUCCGGAUAAAUAGCAUUGUCAACCUUGAUGGCUGAUACUGGCAAACAAGGUGAUAGCUACCAAUGUCGUCCACUGAUAUCGGUUAUUUUGCACUAUUUUAAAAACAAACGAAAAGCGGUGCGUGGAGUCUUUUUGUAAAGUCAUAUCUGAUCGUUCCUCUAUGCACCUGUUUUAUGAAAUGGAGCUGCAAAGUUGAUUUUCAGUUACCCAUAACAUGUGCUGGCUUUUUGAUAACAAGCUGCAUGUUCCUCCUCUUUAGCCCGAAGGACACUGCUUUUCCAAACUUAAGCAUUUUCAUUACUUUUAACACAGGACAGUUUGUCUGCUUUGUCUGUCCUUUUAAUAUGCUUAAUUUGCAUGUUUUUAUUUUAAGUUUUAAAGUUGUUUUGUUUUAGAGUGUGCCACACUUUGUUAACUCCACUGAAAGAGGUUUUCAGAUGUAGUUCUGAAUCUGUGCAAUAAUUUCAACUACUUGAAUUUCUGUUUUGAUGUGGUGCCACCUGCAGGUCAAAUCCCUUCAGUGCUGAUUUUUAGCCAUGUAGCUCUGUACAGAAAUUUCUCCCAAUUCUCUGAAUCUGUUAAUAUUAUGCUUUAACCUUGGUUGGGGGAAAAGCCAAUUCAACUCAUAUAUACUGUGAGGAUAUAUUUGCAAUUUCAUAUUUAGAAAUGUUCUGAAAUUGUUAAUCUAUUUUUUUUUUCUGAAUGGGUUUCCUACAGUUGCAGGCUAUGUGCAAUGGUCUCUUAUCCUUUAAUGUCAUUCUGCCUGUGUAUUAUAUUUAUUUUAUUUUUGAUAUGUACAAUUUACUUUUAGCUUAUAGUUUCAGCGUUUGUUUUGGGUGGUUGUGUGGUGUGUUUUUUGUUUGUUUUUUUUUUUGUUUGUUUUUUGUUUUGUUUUGUUUUGUUUUGGGUUGUUUUUUUUGUUUUUUGUUGUUUUGUUUUGUUUUUUUUUUUUUGUUGUUUUUUUUUUGUUUUUUUUUUGGCUUAAAAAAAAAAAAAGGCUUUCUUACUGAACAUUUCUGUUAUUCACUUUAAUUGUGGGGGAGCUACUGAUCCAGUAAUCUAAGGAGCUUGGAAAGAAAAGCCACUGGACUUCAAGUUUCUUGUAGCCGUUUCACCUCUCAUCCGAGAAGUUUCUUUAGUUCGAAGAGCAAUUGGUGGAGGAGUGAAAGAAGCCAUCUAUCCACCAAAUUCAGUUCAGUGGGUCGUUCAGUGGUCGUAAAGUGGGUCUUUACGUCACACUCCCUCUCGCAGCCUGAGAUCAUCUAAUCAAAGGCUGUUGGUAGUUCCCCAAACACAUUUUAAAACCAGAGGUGAUAGAUCUUUUAGUGCGGUGCCCCCCAGGUUGUGGAAUUCUCUCCCUCAAUCUCUUUGCUGCCUGGAUUGUAUUUAUUCUUUUAAACAUCAUCUUAAGACUCAUUUAUUUAGACUAGCUUUUAAUUAGAUUUGUGCUGUAUGUUUGAUUGUACUGUUUUAUAUUAUUGUGAAGCACUUUGUGGUUUUUAUCCUGUGAAGAGUGCUAUAUAAAUCAAUAAAGUAAAGUCUUUCAUUUA